AUGGCCAUCAAGCACAACAACCAGAUCCCUCACAACCACUUCCGCAAGGACUGGCAGCGCCGCGUCCGCGUUCACUUCGAUCAGGCCGGCAAGAAGAAGAGCAGGCGCGAUGCCCGCCAGGCUAAGGCUGCUGCCGUCGCCCCUCGCCCGGUCGACAAGCUGAGGCCCGUCGUCCGCUGCCCCUCCGUCAAGUACAACCGCCGCGUCCGCGCCGGCCGUGGCUUCUCCCUCGCUGAGCUGAAGGCCGCUGGUAUCCCCCGCAAGCUUGCGCCCACCAUCGGUAUCUCGGUCGACCCCCGCCGCCAGAACCUCUCCGAGGAGUCCCUGAAGGCCAACGUCGAGCGCCUCCAGGAGUACAGGAAGCGCCUCAUUGUCUUCCCCCGCCGCACUGGCACCAAGUCGGCCAAGAAGGGUGACGCCUCCGCUGAGGAGAUCAAGGCCGUCAAGGCCGGCGAGAACGUCAAGAACGUUGCCGCUACCUUCCCCGUCGUCCAGGACGUCGGCUUCUCCGAGGGCGCCAUCUCCGCCCACCCCGCCACCGAGAACGCUUUCCGCACUCUCCGUGUCGCUCGCUCUGACGCUCGCCUUGUUGGUGUCCGUGAGAAGCGUGCCAAGGCCGCCGCUGAGGCUGCCGCUGAGAAGGCCAAAUAG
Molecule: messenger RNA, 651 nt
Organism: Lasiodiplodia theobromae
Lineage: Eukaryota; Fungi; Ascomycota; Dothideomycetes; Botryosphaeriales; Botryosphaeriaceae
Product: Ribosomal protein L13e
Exons: 5
Coding region: 1-651 (216 amino acids)
Biological process (GO): translation
Cellular component (GO): cytosolic large ribosomal subunit; ribosome
Molecular function (GO): structural constituent of ribosome; RNA binding
Source: RefSeq, a predicted model, not a curated record